AUGACAAUGUGGAUGUUUGUGUUCCUUGCUAUACCGGUGGUCUCAGCAGAGCUCUUCCCACUCACGACCGUAAGCCGAGUCCGUCGCCAAUGUUGUGGAAGUACUAGCAGCUCGUGCUGUUCAUCGUCAAGCUCCUACUGUAUCCCCGUGUGUAUGGCACAAUGUCAAUCGGCAUGUACCACACCAAUUUGUACACAACAAUGUGGAAAUCAGUGCAACCAACAAUGCUCUACCAUCUCUAUUUCUACGGGUCCCUCGUGCUCAUCCUGCCAAUCCGCAUGCUCCUCCGCAUGUACCACCCCAUCGUGCAUCCGUACCUGUGAAACCAACUCUUGCUCAUCUCUGUGUGGUAUUGUAACAAAUUCGUGUACAUCCAGAUGUAAUACUCAAUGCCUUCAAAUCUGUACGACACCAUCUUGCUCCAACACGUGCUCCAACUCCUGUUCAAAUGCUUGUUCAAAUGGAGGAAGUCAACCAAUAGUAAUUGUUAUCCCGUCAAGUGUAAGAAACUGUCAGAACUCUUGUUCAAAUCAAUGUUCAUCUGCUUGCACAACUACAACAUGUCGUCAAACCUGCCAAAACACGUGUCUCGGAUCGUGCAACUCUUGCUCGGGAGGAAGUUGUAACAGCAAUAACACCAAUAAUUUAGUUGUUGUGGUAAGAUUGCGAAGAGUCGAGACGGGUAUAAAAGUACAGUACCGGCUAAAAAUGUACAAAAACACCCCUUGUGAACGAUCCUGUAACAGUGGCUGCCGUUCCACAUGUUCGUCUACAUCAUCCCUCAGCGUCUGCAUUCCCGCAUGCCAACAAACCUGUCGAUCGACGUGUAAUACUGCGAGGACCCUGGUGGUUCCUUGCAUGUCUGGAACAUCUGGAAGCUCGUGUUCCUGCUCGUCAGGCUACUCAAUUUGUGGCUCGCAAUGCUGCAGAGUUUAA
This is a messenger RNA of Caenorhabditis briggsae, 936 nucleotides long. The transcript is spliced from 5 exons. The record is from RefSeq and is a predicted model, not a curated record. NCBI's taxonomy places the organism in Eukaryota, Metazoa, Nematoda, Chromadorea, Rhabditida, Rhabditidae. Bases 1 to 936 code for a protein of 311 amino acids.